This is a messenger RNA of Ochlerotatus camptorhynchus, 1662 nucleotides long. RefSeq names its product pickpocket protein 28-like. Gene Ontology annotation, molecular function: ligand-gated sodium channel activity. The transcript has 3 exons. Lineage: Eukaryota; Metazoa; Arthropoda; Insecta; Diptera; Culicidae. The record is from RefSeq and is a predicted model, not a curated record. Gene Ontology annotation, cellular component: plasma membrane. Gene Ontology annotation, biological process: sodium ion transmembrane transport. Bases 1 to 1644 code for a protein of 547 amino acids.
AUGGCGUCUGGAACCAAGAGGUCGGUCAAGCGUCGGAAUUUGAAAUCUCAUGCAGAUCAUCUUCUGCAGGAGUAUUGUUCCAACAGUUCCAUUCAUGGAGUUCGAUAUUUUAAAGGCCAGAACCAGUCACGCUGUGAAAGAUACUGGUGGGUUGUGGUGUUCGCUCUAUCGGUUGGAAGUUGUGCGUAUCUUAUUGGGAAAAUCUACCAAAAAUGGGACCAGACUCCGGUCAUUGUAAGUUUCCACGAAAAGACAAUUCCCAUAUGGAAAAUUCCCUUUCCGGCGGUGACCAUCUGCCCCCGGAGCAAAUGGAAUGGCAACAGCCUCAAUUUUUCCAAAGAACUUCAAACGUUGAUGAGGGAAGGUCCUGAAUUCUACAACAGAACGGAUGAUAUGCUGGCUAUUCUGCAGCUAUGUGACAGGACAUUUGUUUCACUUUUCUUGAACAUUUAUAAUGAACUACCAAAUAAAACAACCUCAGAAAGCUAUCACAGUCUAAUGUCCAAUAUUUCGCUUCCGAUGGAAACAUAUUUCUGUACUUUUAGAAGUGAACUCUAUGCAUGUGAUCAUCUUUUAAGAACCACCUUUACCGAAGAAGGUGUCUGCUAUACGUUUAAUGGUCUCUCAUCCGAGGAUCUGCUCACCGAUGAGGUGAAUCCCAAAUUCUUCGAGGGAAACAGAUCUCCACACUGGACACUGGAACAGGGAUACUCGUGUGAAGCGAACCUCACUUCCUAUCCCUAUCGGACGAUUGGACCGGGUGCACUAGCUGGAUUACAGAUCAUGUUAUAUUCAGAAGACAAGGACCUGGAAUACAGCUGUAGUGGGCCAGUUCAGGGCUAUAAGGUGCUCCUCCAUUCACCGGCAGACUAUCCACAAAUUUCCAACAGGUACAUACACAUUCCCCUGGAUCAGGAAGUGAUGAUAGCCGUGAAACCGCUGAUUACCGAGACAACGCAUAAAUUGCAACACUACUCAGCCGAGCGCAGGCAGUGCUUUUUCAGCCACGACCGAAGUCUUCGAUUUUUCCGCGUGUACACCCAGGACAACUGCAAUCUAGAAUGUUUGACGAACUACACGCUACAACGCUGUGGAUGCGUUCGGUUCUCGAUGAUUCGCACCCAGGAUAUGCCCGUUUGUGAGACCAAUCAAAUGUUGUGCAUGAUACAUGCUGAGGCAGAGCUCUUAGAAAUGGGAGUAGUGGAAGAAGAUAACAAAACAAGCUUCUAUAACAAAUGUAACUGCAUGCCAGCUUGCAACUCCGUAGACUACGAAGUCGAAAUUACCCAAAACGAAUUUGAAGUGGUCGAGUGGGAAGUCUCACUUGGUGGGUCUCGAAAACAGCUGGACGGAACAUUUGCAGCACACCUUCGGAUUUACUACAAGAAUUCCCAGUUCACACCUCAGAAGCGCAGUGAGCUGUACGGAUUGACCGACUUCCUUGCCAACUGCGGUGGACUGUUGGGGCUCUGUUUGGGAGUGAGCCUGCUGAGUUUGGUGGAACUAUUCUAUUUUUGCUCGAUCCGGCCUUUUAUGCUGUGGAAAACGCGAAGUCAGUUGCCAGCAAAGGUGGAAAAUGACAGCAUGCCCGGUAUCAGCUUACUGUCGACGGACAUUCGUAAACGGAAUGUGUGGAGUUCUUGAAUUGACUGGGGAAAAUUG